Molecule: messenger RNA, 2531 nt
Organism: Chara braunii
Lineage: Eukaryota; Viridiplantae; Streptophyta; Charophyceae; Charales; Characeae
Source: the annotation of a GenBank genome assembly
UGAGUAGUGGAUCUUAGAGAGUUAGUCAGUAGGUCAGUGUGUCCGGGUAGGUCUAAGUGGUGGGGGGGGGGGCGUUGUCGUGCACCUGACGCCACAAUGGACGACUAUCCGAUGUAUGGGUUGCUGGUUGGGUUCUCUCUCUGGGGGACCCUCUGACGCCUCCUCUUUCCUCUGGGUUUCUGGCCCACUUUCACGUGUAGAUUAGGGCCCACUCAUGGUGGUACUUCCACCACGCCAUACACGAAGGAGGAGGAGGAGAAGAUGGCCGCCAUCUUGCAGGAGAGGAAGGAGAAGAAGCAGGCCAAGAGGAAGGCCUUGAAGGAGGAGCAGGCGGCCAAAUUGUAGAAGAUAGAAGAAGAGAUGGCCAGGGAGAAAGAGAGGUUGAAAAAGGAAGAAGAAGAGAAGCUGAAAGAGGUGGAUGAAGAAGAGGAACGACCGCCACUGCAAAGGAAGAGUGGGCAAAACAGUGGCAGCAACGGUAAUGAGAUGGAGAAGAAGAUUUCGGAGUGGGUCGCCAGCUUAUCCCUAGGCCAGGAAGAAGAGGUGAUGACGUACAUCCCAAAGGAUGACCAAGAGGCUGCCAUGAAGGCUUGGGAUGCAGAGAAAGACCCUCUUAGGCGACAGGUACUAGAGGAUCAACAGAGGAUGGAGUGGAAACUUGCCAUGAUGAGGGAGAAGAAGAGAAGGGUGGAUGCGGCGAGUGAAGCGGUAGAGAUACUCGCCCAGAGCGUCGAGCGGCUAGCAAAGAUACAAGAACAACAAUACGAGUUUAGCCGAAGCCAGGACAUAGUUGUGCGCUCGAUGCGAAUGGGAUUCCGGGACUUUGCGCGCGAGCUGAUAGGAGCCGUAGGGGCCGAGGUGAAUCAUCGCCUCAAGAAGACUGAGCGUUUUUGUGUCGGCGCCAUUGAGGGCGUCAAGGUAGCAGCUCCCAAGGAGGAGGAGACUCGUCCUCGCAGGGAGCCAGUCAAAGUCAAAUUCCUUGAUUCCUACAGUGGRAAAAGGGAAGAGAACUUUGAUAAUUGGGAGGCCAAUGUCAGGACCUAUGUGCAUCUGCAACAGGUCUCCCCGGAUCAGCAGGUCCUAAUUGCGAUCCACGCGCUUAAGGAUGAGGCCGCUAGCUUUGCAAGGUCCCUUGUUCGCGCUGCCAACUGCAGUGAUGAUCCAGUUGCAUACUCCACAUUCACCCCCCUCGUUGAGUUCCUGAAAUUGCUGCGCGAGCAAUUUGCUGAUGUCGCUCGUAGUGUUAAAGCGUCAGAUAGGCUGCAGACGAUCCACGCCCGCAAAUGGAAGAGUGCCAGGGCACUCAAGAGUACAAUGGAUGAGUUAGUGGCUGUCCCUGACCAUGGGGUUUCGGACACCCAGUUGGUCGGCCUCUUCUAUCGGGCCAUACUCGAAGCCCUUCGAGGGCAUUUCUUCGCAAAGAGCGAAGACCCCGCCACUACGUAUGAUUCUCUUAGCCGUGAAGUGGUGGCUUUUGAAGCCAAGUCUUCGCUUGUGUCCACCUUCUGGCACAAAGACUUGGAUAAGGGAAAGCAAUGGAAGGGCCGCAUUAUUUCUGGGCAAGUGAAGACUAAGGAUAACCUUGUCCUGAUCUUAGAUGAGGGUAGUGUGGAUGAGAUCCCCUACGACCAGAUUGAGUGGGGGUUAGAGGAGGAGGACAGUGGUGUGGGACAGGGGAGGACCUACGCUGCUGUCGCGGCUGGAGGGAGGCCGCAAGGAGGACGAGGCCAGGGCCAAGGGGGCCGGGCCUCAGGGAGCCGGUUUCAGGGCGAUCAGGGGGUUGGCGGUAGAGGAGGAAACCGCCAAGCGGGAGGCAGGGGUCAAGGUCCCCCGCAAAACGGUGCUAGGAAUAGGUCUCCCUAUAGGGUAGGAGGAUGGCACCCAAGGCUACCGCAGGCUAAUUACUAUAGGAAGUUCGUGAAGAACUUCUCCACCAUCGCUGCGCCCCUUCGCAGAUUGCUGAGAAAGGAGACCAUCUGGAAGUGGGAUAAGGACUGCAAGUCUGCUCUGAAGAAGUUAAAGCAAGCAUUGAUAGAGUAUCCAGUCCUUAAAGUCGCCGACCCGUCCUUGCCCUUUGUCGUCACGACUAAUGCGAGUCAAUACGGCAUAGGCGCAGUGUUGCAGCAAGACGAUGGCAAUGGGUAUAGACCCGUAGAGUUCAUGUCCGCCAGGAUGCCUUCAGAGAAGGUCGCGACAUCUACCUAUGAGAGGGAACUCUACGCUCUCAGGCAAGCCUUAGACCACUGGAAGCACUACUUGCUUGGGAGACACUUCAAAGUCUAUUCUGACCAUGAAACGUUACGAUGGUUAAAGACACAGGCCAAGAUGACACCUAAGCUUACUAGGUGGGCUGCAGAGAUAGAUCAGUACGACUUUGAGCUCAAGCCUGUCAAAGGGAAGUACCGCGUGGAGCCCAGCUAUGGCGCCAGGUAAGUUCGUCGCUUGCAGGUAAGGCCUCUGCCUCUCUCCACUACCUACUCCGCUACUCCCUACUCCGUAGCUUGGCGCAGAAAUAAAGCUGCUUCAACCAG